Messenger RNA from Ostrinia furnacalis (Asian corn borer), 1510 nucleotides. It is a transcript of the gene TORIP, whose product is annotated as Torsin interacting protein. The transcript is spliced from 7 exons. The coding region runs from base 188 to 1447 and encodes 419 amino acids. Lineage: Eukaryota; Metazoa; Arthropoda; Insecta; Lepidoptera; Crambidae. The record is from RefSeq and is a predicted model, not a curated record.
AAUCAAUCUGUCAGAUGCGUUUAUAUGUGUUUGUUUGUCCGUGUUUGUGAUUUCUUUCUUUCUUUUGUUGAUUGAUUCUUCGUCGUGAAUAUUCUUCCACCCAUCCAGUGAUUUUCCAGUGUAAUAAUUUUAUUUACCGUAGUAAAUAUUGUUAAUAAAGAAGUGGAUUGUAUCAAGUCAGAUUUCAAUGAAUAAUCAAGACGAAGUUGAAGCUGAGGUAUCUCCAUAUAUACCAUCCGCUAGAAGAAGCAUCCAUCAGCACAACUAUUGCAUUUUCCCGAAUUACAGUGAUAACAUGGGGCGUUAUGGCCUAAAGGCAAACAAUGAUGAUAGAACUGCAUUAUUAUCCAUUCGUGGCCAUGAAACUGAUGAAGUUGAUAAUGUCAUGAGCAAAUUUACUCGUGAAACCAGUCCAGUUCCACUAAGACGAAAAAGGAAUAAGAAGAUUAGGAGAAACUCUCUAAGCAUAUCAAACCAAGAGUGUACAGAUGAUGAUGAAUCAGAUAGCAAUUUGCUUGCGAAAUCUUUACCUGCAAAUCUUCCAUCAUAUUAUUGCAGCGAUGAUGCACACCAAUCACUGCCAAGUGACUUUUUUAAAGCAAACAACUCUACAUCAUUCUCUGAGACAAGAGCAAAUCAAAUGAUAAGAAAUGAUGAAUAUAAUUAUCGCAACAAUUUUGAUUUACAAAAUGAAGACUAUGUCAAUGAAAGCCAAAUUAAGCAGAAGACUAACUCUUAUAGUUUUAUUACGCUACUACUUCUUGGUAUUAUUGGUGCAAUAGCUGCAUUUUAUUACAAUGAUUUCAACAAAGUACUUACAGAAAAGAGCAGUAUUAAUAGUUAUGAUCAAGUUAAAUUUCGUAAAGAUAUGGAUUACUUAGGAGAGAAGUACAAAAUUAAUGACAAUUCCAUUUUAGAAGUACAAAGUGGUAUUUCAACAAUACUAGAGAGAAAUGAUACUGGUUCAUUCAUCUUUGUUUAUAAUGGCAAAUCAGUUAACUUUGAUUUUAUGCAGUUCAGUAAUUUAGUUGAAGAGAUUGCCACAACUGCUGCUCGAUUUUUACGAAAUGACAGCACUUCAGUUCAGCCUACAGUUGUUCACAGUUCAGAACUUCAUAAUAUGCAAAGUCACAGUGAACUUAUGAAUGAAUUCCGCCAUGAUGUGGCUAAAACUGGGGUGAUGCUUGUAAAAGAUGUUGAUAAAAUUCCAUCAAGUCUUGCCAUGGCUUUCCACUACUUUUGCGAUGAAUACAAUCCACUUGUGGCAAAGAGUGCAAUCUUUUUCACAUUAGAUAUGGAAAAAUGUUCUAACUUGUCUGAGCAAAAAUCAACUCACAGCGGUAUCGAAAAGUGCCUAGCAAACAAAUGGAACACACUACCAAAAGAUAAUGUUAAGCCUUUACUUGCUCGUGUUGUAAGUGUUGUUAUUAAUGUAACUGGUGUCUGAUCAUAAUUUAAUGUAAUAUUUUAUCCAUCACAGUUAACUAAUAAAGUGUAUUUAUAAAUUUUA